AUGAUUUGGUUUUAACUAUUUUUUAUCAAAUUAAAAAAACACUCAUAUAAAUUAACCCUUAUUUAACAAAGUAAUUCAAAAAUUGGCGAUAGUGGAUUAUAAAAUGUAAGUUAUGCUUUAAGAAAAUGUACUAAUCUCUCAGCUUUGAGCUUCUCUCUUGAUAAUUUAGGGUUAGUUUCUUUUAAUUUUUAUUUCAUUUUAAUUAGUUUUAAACAUUUUAGAUACAAUUAAAUUGGAGGAGAUGGUAUUUCAAGCUUAUUUUUAGCAAUAAGUAAUUUAUAAAAACUAUCUGCUUUGGAUCUUAAUCUUAGAUUCAAUCCUAUCAAUUUUAAGGGUUAUUAAAACUUAGCCUUAGCUUUAGAAAAAUGCACUCAUCUUACAGAUUUGACUCUAGAUUUGGUCUACAAUGACAUCAAAGACCUUUCUAAUUUAGGAUAUGCUUUAGCAAAAUGUGCUUCUUAACUCACUACUUUGACUCUUAAGCUAAAUUAGUAUUUAUUUGCUUUAAAUUAUUUUUUAUUAUUUAUAUUUAAAUCUAAAUAAAAUAAUAUCUUGAAUAAUAAAAUUAAAAAUUUUUGUUAUAAAACUAAGACAUAGAGAUCUAAAGCAUAAAAUUAGUGA
Tetrahymena thermophila SB210 is the source of this 621-nucleotide messenger RNA. RefSeq lists its product as hypothetical. NCBI's taxonomy places the organism in Eukaryota, Ciliophora, Oligohymenophorea, Hymenostomatida, Tetrahymenidae. The record is from RefSeq and is a predicted model, not a curated record. The transcript is spliced from 3 exons.